AUGGCAGGAGUGAUAGAUCUGCUAGAAGCGCUGGAGGACUUAGGAGAUGGAGAAUUCAAGAAGUUUAAGUGGUACCUGCAGCAGGGAGAGUUUCUGAAGACCAUCCCAUCGAUCCCAAAGAGCCAGCUGGAGAAGUCAGACCGCCCGGACACCGUGGACCUGAUGGUGCAAACCUACAGUCGUCAGUGUGUGGAGGUGGCCAGGAGGGUUUUACAGCGGAUGAAGAGGAACGAUCUGGUGGAGAGGCUGUCCAACGCUGCAUCGCAGUCUGCAGGUCAGGCUGUUCCUGCGCAGACCUGCAGAACGAGCACGCCGACGUGUGGCGGAGCAGAAAAUCACGCCGCAGAACCAGCUGGAGAACAGCAGCUCUGCUCUGCUGAGCCACGCCCACCCCAGCAGCCCGAUGAACCAGUCGCUGCCAAAUCUGGAGCCGCUGAAGCUUCAAUCGACUCAUCAACAAACCACGUGUGCUCUGCUGACUCAGCGGAAAUCAGAGGCGGUGGAGAGAAAGAAGCAGAUUCAUUUAUUCACCCCCCCGACAUCCCAGCCAUCAGAAGACAGCCUGAAGAUUAUAAGAAGUCAGCUCUGCCUGGUCGGCCCACCACAUCAGAACCGGCUGCUCUGCAGUCCAUCCUGCAGAACGCGUUCAGCUCCGUGACGGAGGGCUGGUUGGAGAAGCACCGCGGUGAGGCGUUCUGCUUCGUGGAUCCAGAGCUGUUCAUCAGCGAGGAGCGGGCUCAGCAGGAGGAACCGGCCCCAGAACCGGCCCCAGAACCGGCCAGACCCGUGACGGUCAGCACCGUGUUCCAGCAUCUUUCCAGACGAGGCCAGUCCAGCAGCACUGUGGUGACCAAAGGGCGAGCCGGCGUGGGCAAAUCCUUCCUCGUCCAGCGGUUCGUGUCGGACUGGGCCGAGAAACGAGCGGGCCAAGAGUUUCACCUGCUUUUCCCUUUUGACGCUCGGCAGCUGUGUCUGUGGAGAGGAGAGAGGUUCAGCUUGGCGGAGCUAAUCCACGCGUGUGUUCCUGCAAUGGCGUCCAGCGGCAUCACGGAGGAGACGCUUCAGAAAAUCUUCACCGACUCGCAGAACGCCAGAGAACCCAGCUUUGACCAGAGCGAAUUCAAACUUCUGUUCGUCAUCGACGGUCUGGAUCAGAACCUCCUGGAACUGGACUUCAUCAGCAGGACAAACGAACCAGAUGUCAGAAAGCCGACCAGAGUGGAGAAGCUUCUGGCCCAUCUGGUCACCAGGAAACUGCUUCCCUCCGCGCGCCUCUGGAUAACCACCCGGCCCGACGCAGCCAAUCAGAUCCCUCCUGAGAGCGUGGACCUGGUGACGGAGCUGAGAGGCUUCACCGACCCGCAGAAGGAGGACUACUUCAGGAGGAGGUUCAGAGACGAGGAGCGGGCCAGGAGGAUCAUCUCCCACAUGAAGACGUCACCAAGCCUCCACAUCAUGUGCCACAUGCCGGCCUUCUGCUGGAUCACUGCUGCGGUUCUGGAGGACGUGUUGGAGCGCAGAGAGGGAGGAGAGCUGCCCUCAGCCCUGACCCAGAUGUACGCAGAGUUCCUGGUCAUGCAGCUCAACCACACAAAGACAAAGUAUGUUCCUGAGAAGUGCCUCCAGUGCAUCAGGUCUCUGGCCAAACUGGCUUUUCAGCAGCUGCUCAGGGACAAGGCGGUGUUCUCCGAGGAGGACGUACGCGGCAGCGGCCUCGAGGCGAGAGCUGCGUCCAUGUGCUCCGAGUGGUUCCCCGAGAUCUUCAAGACGUUCUCUGGAAAGACGCCAGACAAUUACCAGAAAAAGGUGUUCUGCUUUACUCAGUCCAGGAUCCAGAUGUUUCUCGCUGCUCUUCACGUGAUUUCUUCACUGCUCUCGCGCAACAGAAACGUGAUGGCAGGAGGGAGGUGGCUCCUCUGUCUCAGCAGAACCUCUGCAAGAAAGGUGCAGAAAACAGCCCUGAGAAGAGCCCUGAAAGAUCCCGACGGAAAGCUGGACUUGUUCCUGCGAUUCAUCAUGGGUCUUUCUCUGCAGCAAAACCAGGUUCUCCUACAAGACCUGCUGACACCAGCAGAAAGCACAUCAUGCUCCAACUGGAAAACAAGUCGAUACAUCAAGAGAAAGAUGAGUGAGAGCACCUCGCCGGACAGAAUCAUUUUUAUGUUGCACUGCCUGAAUGAGCUGAGGGACGACUCGGUCGUGGAGGAGGUCCAGCUGGCUCUGAGGUCAGGACGUCUCUCCACAGACAAACUGUCUGCGGCUCACUGGUCCAGUCUGGUCUUCAUCUUACUGUCGUCAGAGAAACAUCUGGACGUGUUUGACCUGAGGAAGUACUCUGCUUCAGAGGAGGUUCUGCUGCAGCUUCUGCCUGUUCUGAAGGCCUCCAGCAAAGCUCUGUUAACAGGUUGCAAAUUAUCAGAGCGAUCCCUUGAAGUCCUUUCUCUGGUUCUGAGCUCGCACUCCGAUCUGAAAGAACUGGACCUCAGUGAGAACGACCUGCAGGACUCAGGAGUGAAGCUGCUCUCUGUCGGCCUGCAGAGUCCAAACUGUAAACUAGAGCGUCUCAGGAUGUCUGGCUGUUUGAUCACAGAGAUUGGUUGUGAUUUUCUGGUCUCGGCUCUGAACAACAACCCCUCCCAUCUCAAGGAACUUGACCUGAGCUACAACCAUCCAGGAGACUCAGGGACGAAGCAGUUAGCCGCUAGACUGGAAGAUCCACUCUGGAGGCUAGAGACUCUCAGGUUGGACCACUGUGGAAAGCUGAUGCUACAACCUGGAAUCAGGAAAUAUGCCUGUGAACUUGAGCUGGACUCAAACACAGCAAACACGAGCCUCAGACUGUCCAAGAGAAGGCAGAAAGUGUCAGCUUCAGACUACCAGCCGUAUCCGGAUCACAUCGAUAGAUUUGAUUUCUGGCCCCAGGUGCUGUGUAAAAAUGCUCUGACUGAUCGCUGUUACUGGGAGGUGAAAUGGAGAGGACUGGUCAACAUAGCUGUCAGUUACUGGGGAAUUGACCGAAAAGCACGCAGUACUGAAUCCUGUUUUGGGCAAAACAAUAAGUCCUGGACUCUGAAUUGCUUCCUUUCCAAUUUUGUCGUCAUUCACAACAAAGAGUGUAAAGAAAUAUCUCCCCCCUGCUUCUUUAACAGAGUAGGGGUGUAUGUGGACUGUCCUGCUGGCAUUCUGUCCUUCUACGUUGUGUCCUCUGACACACUGAUCCACCUCCACACCUUCAACACCACAUUCACCGAACCUGUUUAUGCUGGAUUUGGAUGUAAUUCACAUUUGGGAUUAGAUAAUGUUUUACCUUUUAACUCUGCAGUGACUGUCUGCCCACUUUUAGAAGAUGAGUUUGAAACGCCUGCCACUAAGUAAGCAGCAGUUAGGAAAUAUGUUGUUUCUACUCAUAGUAAAAUUAGAAUUAACCUCUGAAUAUGUCUGGGUAUUUUACUACCUGAUAAACAGGAGGUUUAAUACAAUUUAAAAAACAAAUAUUUUAACUAGAAAUGUCCGAACAGUUUCACAUAAAUAAUUUGUAUCUGGAUCUGGAUUUUCUAAGUGAGAGUUAACACUUCCGCUGGGUCAGGUGUGGCAGCGGAGCUGGGGGAGGGAGACUACUUAAGAGCUGAAAAGAGACAAGAAACCCAGCGGACAAUCUGGAACAGAUGUCUCAGCAAAAUAAUAUCUAAAUAAACAAAAACACAAGAAUAGAGUAGAAAAGUAAUACACAAGACAUGUACUAAAAUGAUAACAAAAGAGAAAUGACCUUCAUCCUAAAUGUAGGACCAGACUUUUAAAAACCAGCUUUGAUCCGACUGCUGGUACCGAACUAAACAAGGUUAAAUUAAACAGCUGCUCUCGUCGGCUUUAUUGGCUUAAACAGAUUUAUUAAGUCUAGAUAGUUUUAGUGUCAUGAUUUUAACCAGUUCUUAUAAUUGUUAUUUCUCAUAUACUUUUCCUUCUUUAAAGUCCUGCUUGCUUCUUUUGUGUCCUUUGAUUUGAUUUGUGAAGCCUGGAGCACGUUGGGCACUAUUAUAUUAAAAUAAUAUGGUUCUGGUUGUGUUAAGAUAUUUGAAUAACUGUGGGAAUGUUUGAAUCACUGCUAAACAAAUCUACCUACGGAUAUCAAUGCGAUAAUCUUGAACAUAUAUCUGGAUCUUUUUGUACAGAAUAAGCAGGAGUGUGAUUUGUUAAUAUUUGUCAAUGUUUUAAUUAAAAAGUUCUGAAUUUUUA
Messenger RNA from Fundulus heteroclitus (mummichog), 4233 nucleotides. Its product is annotated as NLR family CARD domain-containing protein 3. Gene Ontology annotation, molecular function: protein binding. The record is from RefSeq and is a predicted model, not a curated record. Lineage: Eukaryota; Metazoa; Chordata; Actinopteri; Cyprinodontiformes; Fundulidae.